Molecule: messenger RNA, 1535 nt
Organism: Eufriesea mexicana
Lineage: Eukaryota; Metazoa; Arthropoda; Insecta; Hymenoptera; Apidae
Gene: Pdp
Product: pyruvate dehydrogenase [acetyl-transferring]-phosphatase 1-like protein, mitochondrial
Exons: 4
Coding region: 102-1535 (477 amino acids)
Biological process (GO): protein dephosphorylation
Cellular component (GO): mitochondrion
Molecular function (GO): cation binding; [pyruvate dehydrogenase (acetyl-transferring)]-phosphatase activity
Source: RefSeq, a predicted model, not a curated record
GAUAGAUGCUAACAUAACCUAUAAGUCAAACAAAAUGUACUGCAAGUAUAAAAGCACGAAAACGUGCUAGUACAAAUAUACUGCAAGAUCGCAGAAAUAGGAUGGUUUUACAAAACGUUAGUAGUAAUUUAAUUAAAAGCGUUAGCAAUGUAUGUAUUAGACAAAAUGAAUGGACUAACAAUAAAUGUGCUCAAAGAUUAUACAUGGCAUUGCCACGGCUCACACCACAGGAGGUUACAGCAGUUUUACAAGCUAAUGAAUAUACCAAAGAAUUUGAUGAUCAAAACUCUAUAAAAUACUAUGAUUCAAAUCAGUUAGCCUCCAAUAAUCCUAUUGAAGAUACUCGAUCAGAGGCCCAAUGUUUACUUACAAAAGGAAUAUUAUUAGGUGUAUUUGAUGGUCAUGGAGGUGGUACAUGUGCACAAAUCAUUUCAAAGAGACUUUUUCAUUAUAUAUCAGCAUGUUUAUUACCUACAAAGUUAUUAAAACAAUAUCUCAACUCACUUAACUCCAACAAUAAAUUAGAACUUCUUCAAAUAUUCAAUGAUAAAGUGGAGUUUAUUUCUGAAAUUAGAAAUCUUUAUGAAGCAAGUUUUUUAAAUUUUGUCAAAGAUUUAGUAGAAAUGGAAUGUACAAAAGAAUUUCAAAUGGAAACAACUUUAGAGAAUGCAUUUCUCAGAUUAGAUAAUGACUUGUCGAACGAAGCACUUUUAAAUUUAGGUAAGAGCAGUACUGCUACAACUCUUGCUGUUGCAAUGUCCGGUGCUGUAGCAGCUGUUGCACAUAUAGAUGGUCCGCAUCUUCAUGUCACUGGAGUAGGUGAUUGUCAAGCAGUACUUGGCAUACUUUCUGAAGAUGAUGAUUGGUCUGCAAAAUUAAUGACAGUUGAGCACAAUACCGAUAAUCGUGCAGAAGUUGAAAGAAUUCUCUCGGAGCAUCCGUCAAAUGAAAAAUCAACUGUAAUUAAAAUGGAACGAUUACUUGGACAAUUAGCGCCUCUUCGUUCGUUGGGUGAUUUUCGUUACAAAUGGAAUAAAAAAAUCUUGAAGGAAGUAGUGGUACCAUAUUUUGGUGAAACAGCAAUUCCACCAAAUUAUCAUACUCCUCCAUACUUAACAGCAAAACCAGAAGUUAAAUACCAUAGGCUAACACCUAGAGAUAAAUUUCUUAUAAUAGCUAGUGAUGGUUUAUGGGAUUUAAUGUCACCGCUACAAGCUGUACGUUUAGUGGGUGAGCACAUGAGCGGAAAAGUAACAUUGAGCCCAUUAAGACUGCCUCGUAAAAAUAUGAAAUUGUCGGAAAUAAAUAAAAUGUUGUUGCAGCGUAAAGAGGGCUUGAAAAAGAAACCUCUUGAUAGUAAUGCAGCGACACACUUAUUGAGAAACGCACUCGGUGGUACUGAAUAUGGUAUAGAUCAUGUUAAAUUAUCACAAUUAUUAACACUACCAAAAGAAGUAGUACGAAUAUUUCGUGAUGAUAUUACAAUAACGGUUGCGUAUAUGAACUCUGAAUUUUUAAGACACUGCCCUCCGUGA